AUGGAGGAUGUCCUGGAUCUGGGGGAGAAUCAGAGCCGGAGAUCGGUGAGACUAAACUCCAAACCUUCUACCAAGUCCCCUAUGGGAAUUAUUAUUAUUAUUAUUAUUAUUAUAAUGUAUUAUAUCUAUAACACCCAGCAUGGUGCACUGUGUGUCACUAACAGAGAGCUAUACAUUAUUAUUAUUAUAUAGAGCAGACUAAUAUACUAUAAUACUGUAUAAUAAACUAUCAGUAUGCUAUACCUUAUUAUUAUUAUAUAGAGCAGGCUAAUAUACUGUAAUACUGUAUAAUAAACUAUCAGUAUGUUAUACAUUAUUAUUAUAUAGAGCAGGCUAAUAUACUGUAAUACUGUAUAAUAAACUAUCAGUAUGUUAUACAUUAUUAUUAUUAUUAUAUAGAGCAGGCUAAUAUACUGUAAUACUGUAUAAUAAACUAUCAGUAUGUUAUACAUUAUUAUUAUUAUUGUUAUUAUUAUUAUAUAGAGCAGGCUAAUACACUGUAAUACUGUAUAAUAAACUAUCAGUAUGCUAUACAUUAUUAUUAUUAUAUAGAGCAGGCUAAUAUACUGUAAUACUGUAUAAUAAACUAUCAGUAUGCUAUACAUUAUUAUUAUUAUUAUUAUAUAUAGAGCAGACUAAUAUACCGUAAUACUGUAUAAUAAACUAUCAGUAUGUUAUACAUUAUUAUUAUAUAGAGCAGGCUGAUAUACUGUAAUACUGUAUAAUAAACUAUCAGUAGGCUAUACAUUAUUAUUAUAUAGAGCAGGCUGAUAUACUGUAAUACUGUAUAAUAAACUAUCAGUAUGCUAUACAUUAUUAUUAUUAUUAUAUAGAGCAGGCUAAUAUACUGUAAUACUGUAUAAUAAACUAUCAGUAUGUUAUACAUUAUUAUUAUAUAGAGCAGGCUGAUAUACUGUAAUACUGUAUAAUAAACUAUCAGUAUGUUAUACAUUAUUAUUAUAUAGAGCAGGCUGAGCAGGCUAAUAUACUGUAAUACUGUAUAAUAAACUAUCAGUAUGCUAUACAUUAUUAUUAUUAUAUAGAGCAGGCUAAUAUACUGUAAUACUGUAUAAUAAACUAUCAGUAUGUUAUACAUUAUUAUUAUUAUUAUAUAGAGCAGGCUAAUACACUGUAAUACUGUAUAAUAAACUAUCAGUAUGUUAUACAUUAUUUAUUAUUAUUAUAUAGAGCAGGCUAAUACACUGUAAUACUGUAUAAUAAACUAUCAGUAUGUUAUACAUUAUUAUUAUUAUUAUAUAGAGCAGGCUAAUAUACUGUAAUACUGUAUAAUAAACUAUCAGUAUGCUAUACAUUAUUAUUAUUAUUAUUAUUAUUAUUAUUAUUAUUAUAUAGAGCAGGCUAAUAUACUGUAAUACUGUAUAAUAAACUAUCAGUAUGCUAUACAUUAUUAUUAUUAUAUAGAGCAGGCUAAUAUACUGUAAUACUGUAUAAUAAACUAUCAGUAUGCUAUACAUUAUUAUUAUUAUAUAGAGCAGGCUAAUACACUGUAAUACUGUAUAAUAAACUAUCAGUAUGCUAUACAUUAUUAUUAUUAUUAUUAUUAUUAUAUAGAGCAGGCUAAUAUACUGUAAUACUGUAUAAUAAACUAUCAGUAUGCUAUACAUUAUUAUUAUUAUUAUUAUUAUUAUAUAGAGCAGGCUAAUAUACUGUAAUACUGUAUAAUAAACUAUCAGUAUGCUAUACAUUAUUAUAUAGAGCAGGCUAAUAUACUGUAAUACUGUAUAAUAAACGAUCAGUAUGCUAUAUAUUAUUAUUAUAUAGAGCAGGCUGAUAUACUGUAAUACUGUAUAAUAAACUAUCAGUAUGCUAUACAUUAUUAUUAUAUAGAGCAGGCUAAUAUACUGUAAUACUGUAUAAUAAACUAUCAGUAUGCUAUACAUUAUUAUUAUAUAGAGCAGGCUAAUACACUGUAAUACUGUAUAAUAAACUAUCAGUAUGCUAUACAUUAUUAUUAUUAUAUAGAGCAGGCUAAUACACUGUAAUACUGUAUAAUAAACUAUCAGUAUGUUAUACAUUAUUAUUAUUAUAUAGAGCAGGCUAAUACACUGUAAUACUGUAUAAUAAACUAUCAGUAUGUUAUACAUUAUUAUUAUUAUUAUUAUUAUAUAGAGCAGGCUAAUAUACUGUAAUACUGUAUAAUAAACUAUCAGUAUGCUAUACAUUAUUAUUAUUAUAUAGAGCAGGCUAAUACACUGUAAUACUGUAUAAUAAACUAUCAGUAUGUUAUACAUUAUUAUUAUUAUAUAGAGCAGGCUAAUACACUGUAAUACUGUAUAAUAAACUAUCAGUAUGUUAUACAUUAUUAUUAUUAUUAUUAUUAUUAUAUAGAGCAGGCUAAUAUACUGUAAUACUGUAUAAUAAACUAUCAGUAUGCUAUACAUUAUUAUUAUUAUAUAGAGCAGGCUAAUACACUGUAAUACUGUAUAAUAAACUAUCAGUAUGUUAUACAUUAUUAUUAUUAUUAUUAUUAUAUAGAGAAGGCUAAUAUACUGUAAUACUGUAUAAUAAACUAUCAGUAUGCUAUACAUUAUUAUUAUUAUAUAGAGCAGGCUAAUACACUGUAAUACUGUAUAAUAAACUAUCAGUAUGUUAUACAUUAUUAUUAUAUAGAGCAGGCUAAUACACUGUAAUACUGUAUAAUAAACUAUCAGUAUGUUAUACAUUAUUAUUAUUAUUAUAUAGAGCAGGCUAAUAUACUGUAAUACUGUAUAAUAAACUAUCAGUAUGCUAUACAUUAUUAUUAUCCUACUACCAGACUGCUACACAUUGUUUCUUACUAUUUUAUAUUGAGCUAUCAGAGUGUUCUUCUACAAUAUUUAUACAUAUAUAUAUAUAUAUAUAUAUAUUACACUGCCAGGGUAAACUUUCUUAAUAUACCUUUAGCAAAGUACUACCUGCAACACUGACUUCAAUAUGUGGCUACGCAGACCAUACUCGGCAAUCUGCGAUGCACUGUGUGAUCUGACACCUUUUUUAUCAUGGCCAACAAUAAGUUGUUUUUUUUUUUACCAAUUUGAGCUACAGUAGCUCUUCUGUGUGAUCAAACUCCACGGCUAGCCUUUGCUCCCCAUGUGAAUCAAUGUGCCUUGGGCACCUACUCCUUCCAUGCAUCAAUUUUCGGAGGUACACACCACUGCAUACCAGGAACAUCCCACAAGACUUGCCAUUUUGGAGAUGCUCUGACCCAGUUCUUUGGCCAUCACUAUAUUGCCUUUGUCAAAGUCACUCAGACCUUUUCCCUUGCCCAUUUUUCCUGUUUUCAACACAUGAAAUUCAUGAACUGACUGUUAACUUGCCGCCUGAUAUAUCCCACCCCUUGACAAGUGCCAUUGUAACAAUAUAAUUCACUGUUAUUCACUUCAGCUGUCAGUGGUUUUAAUGUUGUGACUGAUCAGUGUAUAACAUUACUGGUCUAUUGUACUAUUUUGUAAUAUUUUAUUAUAAUAUAUUUUAUUGCCAGCCUGUUAUAACAUAAGAAACAAAGUGUGUUAGAGAAUUACAUUGGAGCUUAGAUUGUUGUGAUGAAUAUGUUUUGUCAGUUUCUGUACUAUUUGCUUAUUUUUUUAUUUAUUUUUUGCCCCUUAGGGGAUAAGGAUGGGACGUCGAGCACGAAAUUCUCAAGACACCCAGCAAGAUGAAGAAAAUACUUCUCGUUCUCAGUCUGGAAAAGAGGUACAAUGAGUACUAUGAUUGAAGAGAAUGAGUGGUGAAAUGUACAAAGAUUCAAGACGCAUGUAUGACUCCUCAAAACAAUGUAAAUAGAUUUUCUAGAUUUUUUUUUUUUUUUUUAGCUUAGGAAGCAGGUAUCAUGUGGAAUCAAAGGUUGAGAUUAUGCUGCAGGGUUCCUAAUGUCACAUUGAAAUUAUGCUGCAGAGUUAACAAUCAUCGAGAGCUAGUGUGGUCCAGGUACUAUCCCUGGUGAGCAGGUGCGUUUUGUGAAGUGCGCAUGCAUAGAGAGCAGAUGUACUCUAAAGCAAGUGUGCCAUAGGGAGAACAAGCACAGUGAGCAGGCAUGCAGGGAUACAGAGUAGAAGGCAUGCUUCAGGUAGAGAGUAGAAAAAGGGAGCAUGCUUGCUGCAGGGAGAGCAAGCAGGGGUAACAGAGAUGGCAAGCAUGGUGAGCAGGCUUGCCUAGCGAUAAGAAAGCAGCAAGAGCAUUUCAAGUUUGCAUGGUGGGCAGGUGUGAUGUAACAAACCACAAAAGCCUGGAAAAUAUUUGAACCGUUCCCUUUCUGUUUAAUUUCCUACGUCAUUUACAUUACUUUUUGUUCCAGGGGCCCCCUAAACCUCUACGGCAGGGAGGAUGGGCUGAUGUCUCUUCUGGGCCUUUAAAGUGAGUAACAGUGUGAUUUCACCUAGAGAAAUCGGAUAACCGGAAUGUCCAUAAUAUUUCACUUUCUCACUCCAUAUUUAACUCGGGGAGAGCCCACUAUUUCAAACCUUGGGUUCUGCUAAUGGAUUUGUUUGCUUUAAGAAGACUAACUAAGUUGUCAAAAUAAUUGGUAUCCGCAUGUGUAUCGUAACACUAACCACUGUUAUAUUCAAAUUAUAUCACCAAGAAAAAUAAAUAGUAUAUACAUAUAAAUAGUGGUAAUAGAAGGCUGCACUCACGGAUUCCAUAAAAUUUAACUUUUAAUCAGUCUUGUUAAAAAUCAAUCAACGUUUCAGUCCUGCUUGAGGACUUUCAUCAGGAUAAUACAGUUUGAGUUUGAGUGCAAGGUACAGUUACUUUUUUUAUAUUUAUAGAUGUAUUUUCUUUUCUUCAUUUUCCUAUGUACGAGGGGAGCUUUCAAGUUGAGGCAAAUAAAUCAGUCACAGCUGCAUCAAGACUCUAGAUUUAAAUCAGUCAGCUAUACCAGUUCAGCUGCUAGGGCUUUUAAUUUGAAACUCACUUUGAAUUCCUGUUUUAGUAAAUAACCCUGAGAUUCCUUUUUUUUCUGUUUUCUCACCUAAAUAGCAGCUGUCAUGUGAAACUAAAGUGGUGUCAGUAAUAAAAUGUUAAGAAUUUGUACCUGCAAAAUAGUUUUACAUCUUACUUCUCCAUGUAGAUUCCCAGUUGUUUAAACAAUGCGUUCCUUGUUCCACUUGUAAGACAAGUAGUUUCUGAUAUGUUCACAUAUUUCCCACCAUAAUUCUAUAAAGAAGGAUCCCUAAACCUCAUUCCCUUCUUCUCCACUAUGGAAGAGCAACGUGUUUAGUUUUCUUCCAAAAUGAGAAAGUUCCAAAGUUGUUUUGAUGUCCACGAACUGAAAGCCCCAUAACCACUCUCCCUGCCUCCGUGAGGAUUGUAAUAUUCGUGCUGGUUUUAUGACUUAAUUCUCAUGUUGUUACGAAGGACCACUAGUACAUAUAUUUACAGUGGUCUACUGUAGCAGUUUGUUCUUUGAGUCAAGGUAAGGAAUUUGAAGCACCUACAGUGUUCGGAGGUCAGCCAGUAUGGAAGAAUGACGAUUGGUUGUCUGGCACAUGUAAAAGUGUUUUUGUGGUCUGGUCAUAACUAAUGAUGUUAUCUAUAAUGUCUUUAGCAAUUCAGUGGAUACAAUGUUGGUGAGGGGUGUUAUGGAAAAUUGGGUUUGAGAAGUAACCAGACUAAGAUCUGUAAGGAAAGUAAUAUGUAUCGUCAAUGAUACCAUUAAUCGCAAAUAGUGAUCCUUUAUUCAAUCAGAAGCAAAGGUGACAGUCUUUUCAUCGAGUGUAUGUUUUUGUCAACCGAUUUAACACAAUUUACAAUAAAUACACACACACACACACACACACAAUACUAAUACAAAUAGGUAAGGAAUAAGAUAAUUUGUUAAUUAGUACAAAGUGUUAAAUAUGAGUUACAGAAAAAAAUGAUUAUUGUGGGUAAGAGUUAGAAACAGAGUGACGUUCUUAAUCAGUACUUCGCUGUAACUUAAUCCCCUGAUCCACAACUAAUCUGCUGUGAGGUCAUCUUAAAGGGACACUCUAAGCAGCAUAAGCACUACAGCUUACUGAUGAUCCAGGAUUCCCAUGUAAGUCAAGCUUGACAAUGAUCCAUAGUGGUUAAAACGUUGUAAUUUACAUUUCGUAUGAUUUUGGCAUAAAUGGUCAGACGUAAACUGGUUUUGCAAAGUAAUUUCUGUAUGUCAAACUAGAGAAAAAAGCCAGCACACCGCACACUUUCCCCGUGGAAACUGCCUGAUUGUAGCUCUACAUCAUUUAUGUAUCUCAGUCCAACCCGGACACUAAGCAUCAUUAUUGCAUAUUGUGAUAUAGCCAGAUAUUGCACAGGCUGUAACCACCGCUGAACCAAUCCUGCAGACGCAUUACCUGCGUGUUAUAUUGCUGUACUAACACAUGUUAUGUGUCCUCUUGCAGGUCUGGGAAACGAGGAGCUGAUGAUGUAGAAGAGUAAGUGUCAACAAAGGGCUAAUGAUUAAGUCUGUCAAAGUUCCACCCAUAAUUAACCACGGUACUACAGAUGGGAGAUCCUGUUUGUAAAAAAACUGUAUAACUGAUAAUAAGUUCCAGAGGUUGGCUUUGUGUACAUUACACCGCUAUAUACAUGGCAAUGAGAUUCCUAUUCUCUCCACAGUAGCCGACUGAAGCAGAAAUCUCUGGAUGAUGAAUCUGAUGAAGGAGGAGGUGAGGAUCCUCUUAACAAGGAGCAGUAACUGUAUAGAAUGCAGUGUGUGAGGACCACACAUAAUAGCAGAACUGCAGUAGUGACAUGAUGGGUCUGUAUAGGUUAAUCAGAAAAGGCUGCUAUACAAGAUUGAGGUUUAGUGCCAGCACAUGAUUAUAUAUAUUACUACAUGAAAAUUAAAGCAGUGGGCUGCAAGAAUAAUAGACUCAGGAUGUGUAGGAUUUGUAGUGUUUCUAAAUAAAUGUCUAAAAACCUGCUGCGUAAGAUACAAGUCUAAAAAGCAAUAUCAGAAUUGAACAGUAGAGGGAGCUAAAGGGCAGGAUGUAACUGCACUGGUAAGGUACUGUGCCAACAGGUUUUCUGUUCUGUAGAACAUUUAGGAAUUGUAUCAGCUUGUUUAUGGCGUUUUUGCCAUACUCUAAGAACUAUAACAUGCAUAGGCGUGCGCAGCCUAUUGCAUUAGGGUGUGCACCCUAAAGCACAAGCACACGCCGCAUAUAUAUAUGUAUGUAUAUAUGUAUAUAUAUAUAUAUAUAUAUAUAUACAUACAUACAUACACAUAUAUUCACACAUACACACACUGCUGUGUGUGUGUGUGCUGUGUGAUGUGUGUGUGACGAUGCUGGUAGUGUGCUAUGUGGGUGAGGGUGUUUGUGUGUGCGUGCUUGGGAGGAUGCUGUUAAUCUACUGUGUGUGAGGGUGCAGUUUGUGUGUGUGUGUGUGCGCUUGUGAGGGUGCUGUUGAUGUACUGUGUGUGAGGGUGCUGUUGGUGUGUGAGGGUACUGCUAGUGUGCUGUGUGUGUGUUUGUUAGGGUCCUGUUUCUGUUUGUGAGGGUACUGUUAGUGUGCUGUGUGUGUGUGAGGGUGCUGUUUGUGUGCUGUGUGUGAGGGUGCUGUGUGUGUUUGUGAGGGUGCUGUAUGUGUGUGUGGGUGCUGUAUGUGUGUUGGUGCUGUGUAUGUCUGUGGGUGCUGUAUGUGUGUGGGUGCUGUGUAUGUCUGUGAGUGCUGUGUGUGUCUGUGGGUGCUGUAUGUGUGUGGGGGCUGUGUAUGUCUGUGGGUGCUGUGUAUGGGUGCGUGCUGUGUAUGUCUGUGGGUGCUGUGUAUGUUUGUGGGUGCUGAAUGUAUGUGGGUGCUGAAUGUAUGUGGGUGCUGAAUGUGUGUGGGUGCUGUGUAUGUCUGUGGGUGCUGUGUAUGUCUGUGGGUGCUGGAUGUCUGUGGGUGCUGGAUGUCUGUGGGUUCUGUGUAUGUCUGUGGGUGCUGUGUGUCUGUGGGUGCUGUAUGUCUGUGGGUGCUGUAUGUCUGUGAGUGCUGAAUGUGUGUGGGUGCUGAAUGUCUGUGGGUGCUGUGUAUGUCUGUGGGUGCUGAAUGUCUGUGGGUGCUGUAUGUCUGUGGGUGCUGAAUGUGUGUUGUAUGUGUGUGGGUGGGUGAUUGUGGGGGGUGGAGGUUGGGGUACAUUAAUUGCUCUCCCCCCUCCCUUCUUACCUUUUGUAGGGAGGGGGGAUCGUGCUGCUGCUUCCUUCCCUGGUGGUCCAGUGGAGGAGGGGAUCCUUGCUGCUGUGAUCCCUGGUGGUCCAGUGGAGGAGGGGAUCCUUGCUGCUGUGAUCCCUGGUGGUCCAGUGGAGGAGGGGAUCCUUGCUGCUGUGAUCCCUGGUGGUCCAGUGGAGAGUGAACUCUAGCCCCCUGUGGGGCUAGAGUUCACUCUCGCGAGAUUUGAGCGUUGCCUGGCAACGCUCAUAUCUCGCGAGAGGAACCCGGCGGAGCUGCCGGCAAUAGCUCCGCCGGGUCCUCUCCUGCCUCCCUCCCUGCAUGUGGGCCGGUGGGGAGGGAGGCUGAGAGCAGAGCCGGCGCUUGGAUAGCGCCGGCUCUGCAUGAGCCGGCAGGGGAGAUCCUGAGAUCUCCCCUGCCGGUCUCAAUAUACAUAGGCGGGCCGCGGGAUUAGGGUGUGCCCAGGCACACCCGGCACACCCCGUGCGCACGCCUAUGAUAACAUGUCUCACAAUUUAGACCACUAGUAAACAUUACUUUCUACUCAUAAAUCGGAUGGAGUACCUGGAACAGAGUGCUGUGUGUAUGUAAAGCAUACAUACUUCUACUACAAAACGCCACACACAUACAUUAAUGCUCCACAUUCUGUGGUCACACACUGCUACUCCACAUUAAUUCAUCCUUGUAUUCACAUACAUUAAUACAACGUGCAAACUCAACCCUGUGUUUACAAAAAGGGAUUGAUACUCCACACUAAUACAUCCCUGUAUUGACACCUUAAUACUCCACAGAAAUAAAGCCUUAUAUUUACAUCCUUGUAUUCGCACACACUUAUAUUUUACACACAUACAUCCGUGUUCAAGUACACACAGGUUAAUGGCUUGAUAAUUCACCAGUACCGAUGGCAGAAAAAGAUGGUCAUGGCUUUAUAACUGGAUAGCAGUGAUGUCAGAACUAGAUAGUAAUAGCCUUAUAAUUAGAAAGUAGUGAUGUCAGAAUUAGACUGUAAUAGCCUUGUAAUUAGACCGCAGUGAUGUCUGAACUAGACUGUAAUAGCCUUGUAAUUAGACAGUAGUGAUGUCAGAACUAGACUGUAAUAGCCUUGUAAUUAGACCGCAGUGAUGUCAGAACUAGACUGUAAUAGCCUUGUAAUUAGACCGCAGUGAUGUCAGAACUAGACUGUAAUAGCCUUGUAAUUAGACCGCAGUGAUGUCAGAACUAGACUGUGAUAGACUUAUAAUUAGACCGCAGUGAUGUCUGAGCUAAGUGCAUAAUUCUCUGGUCUCUGUAGAGUUAAAGCAGACAGUAGACGUGCAAUGCAUGUAUUUUCUCUUCUUCUCAGAUAUCCCAGUAAUUCCAGACCUGGAGGAGAUGCAGGAAGAGGAUUUAGCUCUACAAGUUGCUGCACCUCCCAGGUACAAAAACUGAUCUCUAUUUCUGCGGAGAAAGCUCAUCCUCCAGACCCAGCUUUCAAUUGCACUCUUCUUUCACACCCAUCACUCACAAACCGCAAACCCACACAUUGCUCUUAAAGGACCACUCUAGGCACCCAGACCACUUCAGCUUAAUGAAGUGGUCUGGGUGCCAGGUCCCUCUAGGAUUAAACCUUUUUUUUGUUUUAUAAACAUAGCAGUUUCAGAGAAAGAGGUUAAUCCAGCCUCUAAAGCCUCUAGUGGCUGUCUCAUUGAGACUUACCUGAACCUCCACUCAAGGGCACCCUCAUUCUCUUCAGUUUGGUGCUCUUCAGCUCCUGGUGCUUCAGCUGCCAGGAGCCGACGUCAGAGCUGUUCUCUCGCGCAUGUGUGAGAGUACAGCAUUGAGGUCUAUGGAGAAUCCUGCGAGACCAUGCGAUCUAUCCAUAGAAAAAGCUAUUUUUCCCUAGAACCAUCACUGGUUUUGACAUCUGGGUUGGAAUGACAAGCUUGACAAAAGGUAAAUUCUCCUUUUCAAGCUUAGGAAAAAUACUGAGACCAAGUAGUCCCUACUCUGUCUUAGUAUAUCUUUUGACUUGGUGAGUAUUUCAGUGAAAUUCCAACACAACGAAUGUAAGUAUUUCAUAAAGAUUCUGUCUCUAUGAAAUACCCAUUAGUGCUGCUUUUACUUUUACCACUGUACAGCUUUGCUCCAUGUUCUCUUCCCCUCUUUUUAUGUCAGUUUGUCUUUUCUCUUCCUGUUACUUUGUUUCCUUCUGCCUCUCUCUUUCUACAUCCUAUAAACCUUUUUCUUCCUGGCAUUUUGCCAGUUACUUUCCGAUCAAAAAUACUCUUUUUUUCUGACCUCUCUUUUUUUUAUAUCUGCCUGCACUGUUUGUCUGCCUCCUUGCCCCACUUUCUAACUCUGUCUUUCACUCUUCCCUCCUUUCUUUUUACUCUUCCUCUAACCUCACCAUUUGCAUAAAGGCCACACUGUUUAUAUAGCUUCUUGCAUAAUGUAGUUCAUUCCCUCCAACUGCACGGUUUAAUCUCAUCGUGACCAAAUCAGUUCCUUUUCUGUCUAGUACACUGAAACUGUGGUCUUUCUAUCCAGUAAUCUUUGUCUGUUAGUGUGCAGGUCAAUAGAGUGAUGACCUAUAUCGACUUGGACAAGGAUCUCAUGAGACAUGCAGCCUUUCAGACGCUGGUGAGCCCUGAAGCCUCCUCAUUACCUAUUACACUGUCUCUUAGAACCCUGAACUAUCCAGUAUCUCCAUCAGGUUUUUACUCAAAUAAUGAACUGCUUCCAAAUAUAGAACAUAGUUAUUAUCAAACAAACAAGAAUAUCAUAUUAACUGCAUCAAAACAGAGGACAUCCCAUAACGGUAAUGAAUUAAUUUUACAGUUCUCCAGAAGGGGUUCAAAUACGUAAGUUUAACAGUAUAAAUUAUACAUAACAUAGAUGGUAAUCUAAUUGUCUUCUUCCCAAAUUUUGUUGGCAAGGAGAGCAAUAAAAAUGACAAACAAUUUAGAUCCCUCAUGGUAUAAUAUUUAGUACUCUUCCAUCACUGUAGGCUCAGUAAACUCUCAAUAGGAAAUUGAAAGUGAAUUUGGAAUUUUAGACAAUAGAUUCUAAAAUAAACUGUUUGAAUUGGAGAUCUUUUUUUCCCCAAUUAAGUUAUUUUGGUCUGAAAUGUAAAGUAUCGGAUUGCAACCAAGUCGAUUACCACAACAUUAAGAAAAGCCUUAACAAAAUAACUCUCGACUUUCUUUUUCUUUCUGUAAUACAUAGUCGACAUAUGUACUAUAAUAUGGCUUUUGCACAAGCCUAACAAUGUUACUUUAUCUUGCGAUCUGCCGUUGCAAAAAAAAAGAAUUAAAAAAAAAAGUAUCUUUUUAAAUGGUUGACAAUUCACACUUUAGUGUAUACCUCAAAUCUUAAUGUAUUUCCUCUAACCUACUUUUGUCUUAUCUAGGAUGGAGAUAUUGAUCUAAAACUGCUGACAAAAGUACUAUCUCCAGAACCAGAAGUGAGAGAGGUAAGUAGUAUAUGUACCAGGAAUACGUAAGUGGAGUGGGUCACAUGACCUACUUUAAGUCACAUGACCUAUCUGCUAUAAUUGUAGGAUGAUGCACUCUGGGACCGGGAUUUACUCUACACUGAGGUGUCAUCAGAGCUGGUCACUGAGUGGGACGUAGGAAAAGCUGAAAAAGAAGACACCACAAGGAACAGCCCAUUGGCCACCUAACAUGGACCUUGAUCUCUGACCUUUGUGAAUAUAUCAAUAUGUACAGAUCAAAUAAACAGUUUUUUCAUACUUUGGCAUCUGUUACGCUUCCUGUUGGUGCUUGCCUGCCUUUCUGGCUAUUCAGGACUAUGUGAGCUCCUUCAUUAUAUUGCCUGGUAGUACAUUAUCAGGGCAGCCUAAGGCCAUCCUGAGUCGAUUUCAGUUGCAUUGACAGGUAGCAUGUGGCACUGUAGGCACAAACACAGCUGCUUCCAGGUGUUUAUUCACUGGAACAAAAUAUACAAUGCUUACACAGCCUGGUACCCAAAGCUAAUGUAAAAUGUGCAUAAUAAUACCCAUCUGCAAGGAAUGCCAGGAAUGGCUACAAUGGUCACCCAAAACUUGUACCUCUGUAAACAGUAUCUUUGAAAAUUCUUAAGUAGACAAAGAUGUGUUCAUUCCUUAUAAAUAAAAUGUAAACAUUGUAAUAUUAAAUUGAAAUGUUAAGCAACAAAAUGAGAUGUAGAAAAGGCUUGGAGAAGAUGUAAGGCUGGAGGAAAGAGGAGGAGACAGAGGAGAGUUGAAAUGAAGAUGUAUUGUUGGGGAGAUGAAGCUGAUGCCUUGUGAAUGCUUUAGAAUGGCAAAGCAUCAUGGAAGAUGUAGUUUUAAAACAUCUGGGAAUGUACAUUUUGAACACCCCUGUUUUAAAGUAAUUUAUUUCCAAAUAACUAAACCGGCUGUAAUACUACAAAUCUGGAAUGUCCAGCAGGGCAAGGCACUCCCAUUUCUUCUAAUCCCAAUGUCAAAUGUGCACUUAUUCUCGAAUAUCCGUACCUUUUUAUCUAACAAAUGAGAGGACUGCUAUUCCUCUAAUCCUGGUGUUAGUGGGUACCCUUUGUGUAAUCCGGCAGAGUUUGCAUUUCCUCUAAUCACAGUGUUAGGUCUGUAUGGACAACUGUAGUCAGCACAUGAGGAGCAGAUACAGAGAGCCGAGACAAAUAUAAAUUUACCCCAGAUAUUUUAUUAUUAUUGCCAUUUAUAUAGCGCCAACAGAUUCUGCAGCGCUUUACAAUAUUAUGAAAGGGGGGAUUUAACUAUAAAUAGGACAAUUACAAGAAAAUUUACAGGAACAAUAGGUUGAAGAGGACCCUGCUCAAAUGAGCUUACAGUCUAUAGGAGGUGGGGUGUAAAACACAGUAGGACAUUAAUUCACUCUCGUAUAUAAAGUGCAUUCAGAAAGUAUUCAGACCCCUUUAUUUUUUUGUUGCAAUCUUAUGCUUCAAUUGUUUAAAUAUUAUUUUUUUUUUUACAUCAAUCUACACUCAAUAGUCUAUAAUGACAAAGCAAAAUACAUAUCUGAAAGCUUAGCAAAUGUAUUAAGAAGAAAAAAAAAUACCACAUAAGUAUUCAGACCCUCUGCUUGGAAGUUACCGUAGCUUAGAUACAUCCCAUUUCUUUGAGAUGUUUUUACACUUUGAUUGGAGUCCACCUGUGGCAAAUUCACUUGAUUGGACAUGAUUUGGAAAGGUAAACACCUGUUUGUAUAAGACCUUACAGCUGUAAAUGCAUCCAUGAGAUCUUAGGGACUACCUGCAGAGCUUAGAGAUGGGGUUGAGCUGAGGUACACAUCUACUGAAAAACACAAAACAUUUUUAUUCUCUGCAUUGAAGGUAACCAAGAGCACAGCAGCCUCCAUAAUUCUUAAAUGGAAUAAGUUUGGAAUGAUCAGGAGUCUUUCCAGAACUGGCCACCCGCUCAAGCAGAGCAACCAGGAGAGCAAGGCAUUGGUAAGAGAAGUGACCAAAAAAACGAAUGCUCACUCAGGUGUGUUGAUGGGAAAAUCAGGUGCGUUGAUGGGAAAAUUUGCGGGAUGACAACCAUCAUGCAAUACUCAACCAAUCUGGCCUUUAUGUUAGGCUGGCCAGACGGAAAUCUCUUAACAGUGCAAGAAAAAUUAAAGCAAAAUACAUAAAAACCUGCUCCGGUACAAAUCACCGGAUUGAUUCAAUCCAUCUUCGAGGAAACUCUUCCUCUCACUCCGGACGCCUUUAUCUUCCUACUACCCCCACACAACAUACCUAAAACAAAGGUUCCACUAUUUUUACAUCUCAUAACAGCCGCGAAUCAACUUAUCCCAGUAUUCUGGAAACAACCCAUUCCUCCAUCCAUUUGGGACUGGGUACAGAAGGUAGGGGCAAUCAGGAGUUAAGAGGAAAUUUGCUACUCCCUAUCCAACAGCUACCACAUUUACAGCUCCACGUGGAACCACUGGUGGAUACCUUCAAAAUAUAGGCCCUUUCCACACCAAGGCCGAAAGAUGGAAUAGAAUCCUGUAAUUGUUACAACUUGUGAAUCCACACUGUUAUGAAGAUUGUCUUUACUCUUACCUUUAUUUUUAUUACUAUUGCUAAGUAACGUGAAAACAGUACUUGUCUCAUGAUAAAACGUUAACCAUAUUUUGAUGUUUCAAUUUUUAUUUUUGCAAGAAAAUACACAAUAAAAUAUUUUAAAACGUAAAAAAAAUAAAAAUUUAAAAAAUACAAAAAUAAAUGACAACAAUGGAAAAAAAAAAAAAAACCUGCUCCAGGGAGCUCAGGACCACGGAUUGGGCUGACCGUUCACCUUGAAACAGGACAAUAACCCUCAGCACACUCCAAGCCACAAGAGUGGCUUAGGGACAACUCUGUGAAUAUCCUUGGGUGGCCCAGCUAAAGCCUGAACUUAAAUCCAAUCGAACUUCAAUAGAGAGACCUGAAAGUGGCUGUUCACCAACCUGACAAUGCUUGAGAUGAUCUGCAGAGAUGAAUGUAGGAAACUACUCUUAUCUAGUUGUGCAAAGUUUGUUAUAUCAUACCACAAAAGACGUGAAGCUGUAAUCGCUGCCAAAGGUGCCUCAACUCAGUAUUGAGUGUGCAGGGUGUGAGUCUUAUGUCAAUGUGAUAUUUUAUUAUUUUCAGGUUAAUAUAUUUGUAUACAUUUACAAUGCUGUCAAAAAUCUGUUUUGUUUGUGGGGGUUUUUUGGUGUGUUUUUUCUUUGUUUUUUUCAAAAUUAAAAAAUAUAUAUAUUUUUUUUUUCUGAAUGCACUAUACACGUAGCACUACAACUCUAGCCUUGGUAUCCAUUUUACUCCUUUCUUCUGUCACCCUUACCCUGGUCCUUUGAAUAAUCUAGAAUAAAAUUCCUUCAAUCUGUAUCUUCAUUUCUUCCUCACUCCCCGCCCUCCCAUUUUCAGCAUUCCAAGUACGGCCUUGUGCCCAUGCCAUGAACCCAAAUUUGAUCUUUCACACUUGUCUGAUAGGAGUAACUCCCUUUGUGAAUACAUGUGUAUUGCUCGGAUAGGCCCUCUCAGUAACGCAAAGAUGCAGACCCCUCUCCUUGGCAUCUGGGAGUGGACUCAUGGUAUUAAGUUUUAAUGGGAGAUUUUCCGAUGAGAUUACUGUGAUUUUAUCUAGGGUAGAGUGGUGUUAUUAGCAAAUGAUAAUUAGCUUGUGUUGAAAACAUUAAGUGUAGUUAAUGAUGCUCAGGAAUGCAGGCAGCAUGUUCUUCAAACUGUUAGCUCUACCUUCUCCCUUUACCGAUGGUUAGAAAGGCAUGCGUUAGGGAUGUUCCACUGCUCUUAAACUGCUAGCUCUGCAGGGUAAUGUUCACUGUCUGUAUAGUCUAGACUCUUUCCGUAUGAAUGUGGCUGUCAGUCUAGGAUCCCCAGGACUGCACAUCUUCUUUCUACCCCAUCUCACGUAACAGCAGUUGUGAGCCCUCGUCACUGAAAUGUAGUGAAUUGUGAACCAAAGGACAAAUUUCGUCUUAUAUAGCCAAGCUAUUUUAAAAACAAUUUUGUAAAUCACAAUAAUUUGUGUUUAGUGAAAAAAAACACACCAGUAAUACUAAGUCCCUGGGAGUGCUUAUACAAGAUUGUGGUGGUUAUUAUAUAGGCACAGUGCUAGUGAGUCCUGGAAGUGUUUUAAAUGUGCAAACAGAUGUUUUUACCAGUAGGUCAAUAGUAAGCUACAACAGUCUAGUACAAGGGUCAGCAACCCAUGGUACUCGAGGUGCCUUUCCAAGGCACACAAGGCAGCUAGAACCAAACAGGCUCUGGCCUAACAGAAGUCCCAGUGGGACUCCAGAUAUCUGCUGGUGCAACCUGAAUGGUGAUCAUGUUGCUUUGAGUUAUAGGCAAAUUCAGCUGUAGGUAAUACCUCUCCAGUCAGAUUAUAGAUGGGUACAGUAACAACAGAGGUAUGUUUCCAGGGUUUGGUUUGUUCUCUCAGUGUGUCCGUUGGUUUGGGGAUGGAAGGCAGUGAAAAGGUCUACGGAUAUUUUGAGUGAUUGACAUAAGACUUUCCAGAAGAGGGAAGUAAAUUGUGUCCCUCUGUCUGAGCGGAUAAAUUCGGGGAUUCCAUGAAGUUUAAAAAUGUUAUUGAGAAAAAGGAUGGCUGUUCGUUUGGCCAUAAGAAGUCCUUUAGGUGGAACAAAAUGUGCCAUUUUUGUUGGACGAUCUACAACAACCAUAAUGGUAUCAUAUCCUUGGGAAAUAGGGAGGACUACGAUGAAGUCAACAGUCAGAUGACUCCAUGGUCUGGUGGGAUAGGUAAUGGUUGUAAUAACCCAGCAGUUUUGGAGGUGUUGGCUUUAGCACGGGCACAAGUGAUACAGGAGUUGACUGUCAUGGCUCUUGACUCUUCUGUCAGCGUGGCUGCACAUAAACUAGGCAGCCACGCCGACAGAAAGGUUUCUAACUUACCUUGGCCGCGGCGGGCAGCUGCCCGGUCCCCAGCGGGUGCAACGUUCUCAGGAUUUUAUAAUGAACUAACCUUCGCCCACCUUUGCCCUCGACAAGUGUUAAAACACUUGUGAAACCACACAUCAGAGGGCACUAAAUAUCCAGAACAAUGAAAUCAUAUUUACCCAUCCUGGUUUAAAGAAUGUGGGAUGGGGCUCAAGACCAUAGAAUGAGAAACAGAGAAGGAGAGAGAUAUAAGGUAAAAAUACAAGCAAUUUAUUAGACAAUAGUAUACAAGCAGGUUUGUCAUUGGGCCCACGGCAGAUUCCAGUAGCUGUUCGUGCAUCGGUCGGGUCCAUGCUAGAUAGGUGCUGUGUUCUAGAUAUAUGGCCACCUGUCUGGAAUGCCUAUAGUGUUUCGAUGUGGCAAGUCUCAGGCUCCUCCACAGCUGUGCCCAGAAGAACCCGAUGUGGUCCCUCCGGAGAUGUGAAACAUUGCCCGUCUCUUCAAAGAAGGUGGGGGAGCACGCAGCAACCGCAUCUUAUGCCUGCUGGAUCGAGUGGUAUGUUCAGCCGGUAUGCCGCGCACCCUCAACAGGAUAAGGGAGCCUCCAAAGGGUAGACCGGUAUGACCCCCACCGGUCCAAAUUGGGGGGGGAACCGGGCCGGUGCCACUUGGAACGAAGGGUUAGUGGGGUGGUGGCCGUCCACCCCACUCACCACCUGAGUAGGCCUCUUUCACGGAGGUUGUAAAUCUCCCCUCAAAGGCCAAGAAACAAGUUUUGGGCUGAACUUCAGGACCAACGCAGCCCAGUGCAAGGUACUAUCGCUUUGUAGCAUCAAGUGUGAGAUUAUUCUGUUUUAGUAGGUCAAAAAGUGUGAAAGUUGUGGGAGCUUGUCUUCCAUGCGACUAGCCAGCAUGGAGGUACAGCCCUACCACCCCUCAAAUCCCCUUUUAAUGCAAAUUAUGCAGUAAAGAUAUAAGGUGUUUAAAAAGCAAAUAAACAAAGAACUCCGGUAUUGCAAAGGCCAGGAAGCGGCUGAAUUUGAUUAGUCAGUCCAGGCCCUGACAGACAGCUCUGAUUAUUCUAUGAGUGGUCGUGGUUGUGUGGCUGCUGUACAGGAUCCUUGGUAGAAAGCCAUAAUAAAGUUUUUUAGGGCAUGUGCAGUCUGUAAACUUGUACGAUGGCCAUGGAAAGCAUAGUUUAACUGUUGUUUAUAUGGUUUUAACGGAUGGUGUUGCUAGGAGGCUAAUUGUGUUGCUAAAUGUGGCAUCUUUUAUCUCUUCAACCCCUAUCAAUAUGACAUGCACAACAUGAGGAGCAUUCACAGAAAUCUUAACUGAUCAAAUCUGUUUCCUAUUACUUUACUCAAACCGUUGUCUAACCUCCUCGCAGCCAUUUCCAAACACUUUCAACAUCAUACUCAUAAUCUGGCAGCCUGCCCUCCAGAUAAAUAGCCAACUGGGCCAGUCCAGGCCUUGAGAACAUUAUAAUUACACACAGACCUAAGGAAAAGCUCUGCCUGCCUCCUCCAGUACUAUCUUAAAAUACCUCCCUCUGCUUUUUAUCAGCAACAAAUAGUGCUCUGAGGCAGCAGACCACAAAUCCUGUAUGCUCGUGGCCUGAAAGGGGCAAAUUGCCCACUUGCCAGCCCUGCCUUGUGUGAGUACAUGUAGUGUGUGAGCUCCUAGGUAAGUACCUACAAGUGCAACCUGUGUGAGCUCCUGGUUGAGCAUAUAUAGGGCAGUGAAUGAUCUGCAUGCACGGGAACAUUCAGUGAGUGUGAGUUUCAUUUCUGGAAUGGGCACAUGUUAACACAUGCAAUACAGUAUAAAAUUGAAAAAUAAAUGAAAGCUGGUUUGCUGCUCCUGUAUGUCACGUCCCCCGGACCUGUAUACCUGUCUACUACUUAUCCCCUAGAACAUAGUAGAUCAGAGCUGCCCAAAAGGUAGAUUUAUUUUAUAUUUUUAAACUACAGCUUUCAUGAUGCUUUGCCAUUCUAAAAACAGUCUUAAGGCAGGCAUAGCAUCAUGGGAGUUGUAGUUCUACAGCAUCUGGGGAUCUACCUUUCGAGCAGCCCUGCUUUAGGUGUUCUUACCUCCGCCCCCUGACCCAUGCAUGCUCCCCCAUCCUCCUCCAGCCAAUGCUGACAAUUCCUGGUCACUGUUCUGUCACCGCAGGAUGUGUUUCACAGGAACCUGCGUCUUCUGUUACAAGGUGUGAUUAGCACCUGUCUGCACCCCCCAUCUUGCAGGUGUACGAACGAAGGGGUGGGAGUGGGGGGUCUGUGUGUGCCAAGCUAUGUGUAGCCUGUCAGCCUAGAAUUUGAUUAGCCUUUUUGUACUUUACUUUUUUUUUUUUUUUUUUUUUGCUGUGCAGGUAGGUACAAGGAAUCAACAGACGCCACAACAGCAUAUUGGAAAAUAUGCAUUGGUAUAACAGUGGCAUGAGAGACUGCACAUUUUUAAAUUUUUUAACAAGUUUGGUUAAACAGUUGCGUCGUCUUUUGUAAUGAGAAAAAUAACAGACUGGGGACACUUUAAAGGUUUUAAACAUGCUAUAUAGAGGCUAGCUUUGUAUGACUGUUGCAGUGGGUCACGAUGGGGUUUCAAGCUUGAGACAGUAAACAUACAGUGGUUCUAGAGAUUGGAGUAGUCAAGUGCUUAGAGAGUGGAUUCAGGUUAAAUUCGUAGUCAUAUUGUAUAAGCACGGUUGCAGUUAGCAGUAACUUGAUGUAAAACUACAUUAAAAAGUUAAACUGUGUGUAUUUAAGCUUAGACACAACAUACAGCAGUUAACAUUGCUAGAGUUAGCCUUCAUUUUGUAACCCUGUUUCUAUUCACUCUGAGCAUAAAGGUGCCCUGCAUAAAAACAAUGGUAACAUUCAAAAGCAGUUAGUGGAAUCUGCACAUUUUUAAAGGUAGAUACUGACAUGCAUUAGAACACAGGUGCAAAGAAUAAACAGCGGCUAAAUGAUCUUUGGUUAACAAGCUAAUUGCCUGUGGUUAUUAUAUUGUGUUGCUUGCUCCACUGCUGCUAUAUGUAUCUUACAGUCCCUGCUGUGAGAUGUUAGGGCCAGUUCUGAGCUCAGUGUGAGACAUACUGUGCGGUGGGAUCGUGCAGAGUCUCUGCUGCAGGGGCACAGACUGUCUCUAGGUCAUGCCGUCUUGGUCAGCCGAUGCCGGCUCUGAGGGAUUGGCAUGUGGGUCCAGAGCGCUGCGAGGUCCCUUCCCCCGUUGGUUGUUGCUGCUGUGAGUGGAUAUCCCAGAAGUGGGUCGGUAUCACCUCUAAGCUCUGCAGUGGGUCUCUCCAGCGCGGUUGUGUCGGUAUCAUGGCCUUCCUGCAUAUCCCGCUGCCGGCCGCCAUUUUAGGUGCGCCUUGUAGGAGGUUGUAGCCUUGCUUGUCAGGGUCAGGCUUGUACUGCUGUCUCUGCUGGUAAUUGUGGAUGUCGAGUGCGGGCCGGGAUGACCCCCGCCGGCCCAGGGGGGAGGGGGGGGAGGAAGGCUGGUGCACUGAGGGGUGUGUGUGCGGUUUUACCAUCCAGAAGAGCGGCCAUCUCUCCCUGGCUCGGCCGCAUGUAGGCCCCAUGUGCUUUGCGUGGGAUCCCAGGCAGUGAGAGUCUCGUUUGUGGGUUCCUUUGAUGCCCCCGGGUUUCCCCAGCUCGUCCCAUGCCCUCUGACUUGUGGGUGAUUUUGUGUUUGGGGUAUUUUUCCCCAUUGUUGUCGUUUUUUGCAGGAGCUGGUUUGCAGCACGUCUAUCCUGCUCGGCAGUCAGGCUCCGCCCCCCCUUUUUUUUUUUAUAUUCAAGGAUUAAUAUCCGUUUAUGUAUUUUAGACGAUAAUUAUUUUUGUUUGUUUGUUUAUAUGUAUAGUGAAUAAAUUAACACAAGCUUAAUUGAGCCACUGUGCUAACAAUAAUUGUUAGGAAUGGAAACUGUGUUAAUAAGUUUUUAUGCUGUCCUAUUCAUUUCUUAUUUUGGUUAUUUAAAAUGCUGGUAUUAAAGUAACAGUUUCUGCACUCUGUACGCUUAACGUUCUUAAGUAGGGGAGUUAUUUUAUAAACAUAGUGUAUCUUUUUUUAUAUAUAUAUAUAUAUAUAUAUAUAUAUAUAUAUAUAUAUAUAAAUACACUAGCAAAAAAACUGGCACACAUUUUCCCAUAGAUAGAGGAAGACACUAAAAUAGGUCACAGAAAGUAAAGGAUUCUCAGGGCUCCCCGUAGGCCUCUACCAAAGUCCUGCAUGUGCUUCUUGUGGUCUCCUAGAAUGUGUGUCCAAUAAGGGUUUCUUGGAAGGAGGGCGAUGGUUUAUCAUGGUAAGAGCCUCAGCAAUGAGGUCUGUAUGGUCUUUGUGGGCCUUUAAUCAUGUUAAGGUCAGUGAAUAAAGUACUUGGUAUGAUGUUAGUUAUGUUAAUGGUCUCAGGAAUAAGGGUUAUGGUGUGUAUGGGUUUCUAGUCAUUGUAAGGGUCUUGGCUAGGAAAGGUCAUGGUCUCUGUGGGUGAUGAUUUCUGUAUGUAUGCCAUUUGUCAUGGUGAGGGUCCGAGAAAGUAGGAGGGCUGAUUGUCUGAAUGAACCGUUAGGCAGAGCAAGGGUAUUGUGAAGGAGGUUGAGGUAUGUGGGCUGCUAUACAUGCCAAAUGAGGGGUGACAGUCUGGGGUAGCUGGGACUUAAUACGAAUGGAAUUAAUGUGUGAGCCUGGCAUGUCACUAAAGGGAGGGGUGCCAAAUUAAGGACAGCGGCCUAAUAUCAUCUAUUGCCUGGGAAUGUAACUCCCACUAGUCUCAGGCAGGAUGGGGUAUGUAAGGUCAGGAGGUGCAGUAAGAUUAAAGGAACCCUAAUUCUAACCCAAACUGUUAUUUUACAAAUAUCAAUAUUUCAAUAAUCACGUAGUCACGUAUUAUAAGGAACGCAUAAUGCUCAGGGAAUGGAAUAAGAGAAAAUUAAACCAUCUUGGGGUGAUAAAGACAUUCACAAACUAUUACUAAUCAUUUACUCUCUUGAUUUACUAUGAUGUCUCCAGAUCCCGUCAGUUGCAUUAUUUUCCAGUAAAUCACUGAUCACAAUUAUGUGUGUACCAGAUCCCAAAAGUGUUUUAAAGUGCCAAAAAAUCACAUUUAUGUAUAUCACUGUGUGAGGUUCGGUAGCUUACUUAUAGACAGUUGUCUGCUGUGAAGGGGUUACAAAACCAAAGUCUAUGUGUAUUAGAAAACCUAGUGGAACAUGUUACAUGGCCGACUGCAUCUCGUCUAAGAAAGUCCAUUAAUCUGGAUCAUAAUGUGCUGCUGGUCCCAUAGCUCCCAGAAUCCCUUGUGUUGUUAAAUAAGAACUCUUGUCUAAGGACCCCCUCCUCCCCCCAAUGAAAUGCAUUUUACUCCCAUAGGAGUCCAUCAAGCACAACUAUCUCCUCUAGCUUGUGGUCCCCUGGGAGUCCUCACUGGAAAACACAACUUGACCAUUAAGGUAAUGAUGGACAUCUGACAAGACCCAUCUACACUGCACUCCAGCUGGCCUUGCUGCAUCUCAGCGAGUCGGUACAAUAGUCAUCCAUGCACUCAUUACUCUAUGCUCUCCCAAAAACAGUGCAUUUUACAUCCUCCAUAUAUCCAAAUGUAUCAAUUAUCACAUUGGAUCCCACAGAGAACAUUAACUAGUGUCCCUACACCUACAAACUCUGGAACCAUUACUUUCCUGGAACUUACAAAGAGUACUCUGCAUACCUACCUAUACACGUGUGGGGCGAGAAAAUAAAUUCUGUAUUCUAGUCCCUUCCAGACUCCAUUUAAUCAGAAUCUUGCAGACGUAUAUAUGGUAUGUGGAAGAAAGAGUGAUAAAUGGGUACACUGGCUGGCUGAGGAUGAUGGUCUUGAGAUGAUUAGCAUAAGGUGACAGGGACGAAUAGCAUGGAUAGCAGUGGUAAUGAGAUGUGUGACAAAUGAAUGCAGUAUAAAUGAUCCAUGUGUAUGGAGGGAAAGGGGCUUUCGAUGGGUGGCAAUGGACACAAAAAGGGGUGGCAGAGGUAUGCGAUGGUAAAAAGCAUGGGCACCGAAAAGUUAGGUCCCCAGAUGUUUUAAAACUACAGCUUCCAUGAUGCGUUGUCCUUCUAAAGGCAUGCAAAGCAUCAUGGUAGUUGUAGUUGCACAACAUCUAGGGAUCUACAUUUUGGGCACCCCUGGUGUAAAGUAUGCAAUGGUUGGCGGUGAUGCAUGGACUAAAUGGCUGGAAAAGUUACCUUGUUGUGGAUCAGAUGGGUGGCAGGGUACAUGCUACUGACGGCAGGUAAGUAAUGACAUUGGAUGGUGGCAGAGGAUGAAAUGUGCUGAAGAAGACAUGAAAUAAAAGUUAGCAUAAGAAGUAUAGUGAGUAUAGAUAUAAGAAGGAAGUAUAACCGAGAACUAGUGAAUAUUAAAUUGCUGUAGCUAUAUUUACCCUCUAUGUUACAUGCUACUAACCCAUUGAAGCCAUUAUUGGGGAAACACCCAAAACUUGCAUUAUUUAGCUACGGUGCUGCUACCAAAGUCUGUACAUAAUAAAGCAAUAUGUCUGUGCACACAAAAAAAAUCUUUCAGGGCUCCUUUUAAAAAAAUACCUAUGUAUCUCCAACACGCUAAUUUUCUAUAUAUUUGACACAUCUAAGGAGUAUUUUUCAUUGUCUGCUUUUACAGUGGCGUGCUGAGAGUCAUUUGGAAUCGUAGAGACUUUUAACAACAUUCCAGAAUUGUUCCGGUGUUCAUUUGGCCCAUUUGGAUGUCACAACUGACAAAAGAGAAAUAUUUAUCAAAGGAGAAAGUGAGACUUUUGAUAUCGAAGGACGAGAGGUAAAAUAAAUAAUCAUCUUAAUACUCUGCUUUCAUUGAACAUCAUAAACUGAUAGGCAUUAUAGCAUACUCUAUGGCCCCCCCAAUCCUUAUAUUCCCUCUCAUUCACACACCUUAAAAUCCUAAUUAUUUUAAUUCAGUGGACAUCAAGGUGACCUGCUAAACGUUCCCUAGGGGGCAGUGUUGAGCAAUGAGUGUGAGCUGCUUCAUUCAACACACACUAAUACCACCUUUUACCCUCUAUUGCUUCCCCAGUGACUUAAAGUAGGGUUAACAAAUCUUUUGUUGCAGAGUUUCUGCUCAAACGUAGUUCCAGGAAAAUUAUCCCCCCUCCUUCCUCUCCUGUCUGUGUAAAUCCAUCAUCACUCCCUCCCUCCCCUACAGUGGGAGCCAAUAGCUUUAUACUCUCUAUUUAUCAGGCAGGCGACCCCAUCACUCCAGUCAAGGUGCAUUAUAUUAUCUGGGAAGCCCUGGGUCGGAGCAUGUUAUUUUAUUAUUCCUACCUCUCUCACUAACUACCUCCCAUGCUCCUAUCACCACUAUAGAAUCUCAGUGUUCAUAUCUUAUUCUUCCUCUCUUGCCAACAUCACCUUCCCUUCUCACCAACGCAUUCUUCUGACUAUAUCAUUGUCUUUCCCCUUCCCGUUACCAUCAUUUUCCCCUGCUCAUCUCACUAUUGUGUCCUGACCGUAUCGCCAAUUUCUACACCUGCCCCUCUAACAAACUUCUCUUGCACAUCUAACUUUUUCUGUAUCAUCGAAUCCUUAUCCUUUGCCCAUCUCACACACAUCUACACCUUUCAUUAACUUUUCCUACCUUCUCCCUAAAAUCUUGUCAUAUUUCCUCUGGUCCCUUUCACUGUGCUGCCUAUAUAACAUCUUUUUUAUCCUGCCCCUCUCAUCCUUGUGUGCUGCAUCUCUUGGUACCACCUCCCAUGCCCCCCUUGUCUCUGCUUCCUUGUAUAUUUCAGCCUAUUUAAGGUUUCUGCACCUGCUCCUUUCACAGUUGCCUGGGCUUGUUUUCCUGUCGCUGUGCCGGUUAGAUUUUCCAAAUUACUUGAUCUCUAAUGAGAUUUUCCAUGUAACUUUUAAUUUACUAACCCCGAUUCACUUUCCCUGGUUUUGUGACUUUUCCCUUGCCCUGUCUCCAGGAAUGCAACAGAUAUGGAUUUCGCUGAAAACUGUGUCACUGACUCUCUGAGUUAUCACAAACAGUAAGUGUCUUGUGACAUUCAUGGUAUCGUACACAGUGGUUGGUCAUUUAAAGAAUCCAUUUGUUGGGACCCUAAGUAUUUGGGAUUUUAUGAUGUAGCGUAGUCAGGUGUAUUCAUCAGACAAAAAUAAGACGUACAAAUCGGGAGAAAAAUAUACAUUAAUAUCUACAAGCAAUGUCCCUUGUAUUAAGAUUCUCAAAUAUGCAAAUAUAGAAGAAGGUGAGAGGUGUGCAUACUGAGGUCUGUAUAUUGGAAUAAAGUGAGAGGGGUGUGUAUACUGAUGUCUAUAGUAGGAGAAGCUAAGAGGUGUGCAUACUGAUAUUUGUGUAUUAGAAGAAGGUGAGAGGUGUGCAUACUGAUGGCUGUGUAUUAGAACAAGGUGAGAGGAGUAUAUUGAUAUCUGUAUAUAAGGAAAUGGUGAAUACAUUGAUGUACAUGUAUUAGAAGACAGUGAGAGAUAUGUAUAUUUAUGUCUAUAUAUUAGGAGAAGGUAAGAGGUGUGUAUAUUGAUGCAUAUGUAUUCAGAGAAGAUGAGGGGUGUGUAUAUUGAUGCAUAUGUAUUCGGAGAUGAGAGGUAUAUUCGAAGGUGAGAGGUAUAUAUACUGGUGUAUACGUAGUGGGAGAAGGUGAGAGGUGUGUAUAUGUAUUCAGAGAAGGUGAGAGGUGUGUAUACUGAUGUAUAUGUAUUCAGAGAUGGUAAGAAGUGUGUAUAUUGAUGUAUAUGUAUUCAGAGAAGGUAAGAGGUGUAUAUAUUGAUGUAUAUGUAUUAGGAGAAGGCGAGAGGUGUGUAUGUUGAUGUAUAUGUAUUCGGAGAAGGUGAGAGGUAUGUAUACAAAUGUAUAUGUAUUCAUAGAUGGUAAGAGGUGUGUAUAUUGAUGUAUAUGUAUUCAGAGAUGGUAAGAGGUGUGUGCAGUGUGUAUAUGUAUUUAGAGAAGGUGAGAGGUGUGUGUAUUGAUAUAUAUGUAUUCAGAGAUGGUAAGAAGUGUGCAUAUUGAUGUAUAUGUAUUCAGAGAUGGUAAGAAGUGUGUAUAUUGAUGUAUAUGUAUUCAGAGAAGGUAAGAGGUGUGUAUAUUGAUGUAUAUGUAUUAGGAGAAGGCGAGAGGUGUGUAUGUUGAUGUAUAUGUAUUCGGAGAAGGUGAGAGGUAUGUAUACUGAUGUAUAUGUAUUCAUAGAUGGUAAGAGGUGUGUAUAUUGAUGUAUAUGUAUUAGAAGGUGAGAGGUGUGUAUAUUGUUGUAUAUGUAUUUGGAGAAGGUGAGAGGUGUGUAUAUUGUUGUAUAUGUAUUUGGAGAAGGUGAGAGGUGUGUAUAUUGUAUAUGUAUUUGGAGAAGGUGAGAGGUGUGUAUAUUGUUGUAUAUGUAUUUGGAGAAGGUGAGAGGUGUGUAUAUUGUUGUAUAUGUAUUUAGAGAAGGUGAGAGGUGUGUGUAUUGAUAUAUAUGUAUUCAGAGAUGGUAAGAAGUGUGUAUAUUGAUGUAUAUGUAUUCAGAGAUGAUAAGAGGUGUGUAUAUUGAUGUAUAUGUAUCAGAGUAGGUGAGAGGUGUGUAUAUUGAUGUAUAUGUAUUCGGAGAAGGUGAGAGGUGUGUAUAUUGAUGUAUAUGUAUCAGAGAAGGUGAGAGGUGUGUAUAUUGAUGUAUAUGUAUUCGGAGAAGGUGAGAGGUGUGUAUAUUGAUGUAUAUGUAUCAGAGAAGGUGAGAGGUGUGUAUAUUGAUGUAUAUGUAUUCGGAGAAGGUGAGAGGUGUGUAUAUUGAUGUAUAUGUAUUCAGAGAUGGUAAGAGGUGUGUAUAUUGAUGUAUAUGUAUUCAGAGAUGGUAAGAGGUGUGUAUAUUGAUGUAUAUGUAUUAGAAGGUGAGAGGUGUGUAUAUUGAUGUAUAUGUAUUAGGAGAAGGUGAGUAUACUGAUAUCUGUAUAUUAGGAGAAGGUGAGAGGUAUAUAUGCUGAUAUCUGUAUAUUAGGAGAAGGUGAGAGGUGUAUAUACUGAUAUCUGUAUAUUAGGAGAAGGUGAGAGGUGUAUAUACGGAUAUCGGUAAAUAAGGAGAAGAUGAGAGUUGUAUAUCAUGUAUGUCUAUUUGAAGGUCAAAGGUAUGUCUCCGAAUGUCUAGAAGAUGAGCUGGUGAGCAGUGCAUGUCCUGAUAUCUGUAUUACGAUAAAGUCAGAGGAACUCAUCCUGAUGUCUUGUACUAGGAGGCGAUGAGAGAUAGAUGUCCAUAUUCAGAUUAUUAGAGAGGAAGUGAGAAGUGUGUCCCCUGAUGUCUGUUUAUUAGGAAGAAGCACACAUCCUGUAUUAAAGAGAAGGACAUAGUGUGAUGUCAGUAUUAGGAGGAGGAAGAGGAACAGAUCAUGUUUGCGCACAAGAAGAUGAGAGGUACAUACAUGUCCUCAUUCUGUGUAUUAGGAAGAAUUGAGAGGUAUGUGUACUAGUAUCUGUGUAUUAGGACAGGGUGUAUAAACCUUUAUAUUGUGGCACCUCACACCCAUGAGACUUUUUAAAAUGCAUAAAAAGGACACAGACCUGCCGUGGAAAUUGCGUAAGCAGAAAGGUACAUUUAUACAUUGAUGGAGAGGAGGUACAAAAAUCAUUCUGGAAAUCUGUCUGCACUCUUAGGUCUAGAUUUUUCCAGAAAGCAUUUUCCUUCUGGACCCAUGUCCUUAGUUUUUCAGUGCACAUGUUGGAUCGGUCCUUGCAUGGAGGUCUCUAGCAGAACGCUUGCUACAGGACUUACAAAAAUCACUUCACCAAAUACAGAAUCCUUGUCUUUCCAAGCCACACAUCUCAAAUCUCCCAUACCCCCAUUUUUCUUACCUUUCUGGGUUUUUAUUUUUCUCUAUUUCCAAUUCAGAAAUAUGUGCAACUCAAAAGCACUUCUCCCCCUGCAACCUUAAAGUAUAAAUAUAUAUAUAAUGGCCCCUCUUACCCCUUCUUCCCCUCCUUACGUUCUGUGGCAGGUGGUCAGCAUUUGCUAGACUGCCGCCAAGUUAAAACAUAAAAAUAGAGCCUAUUGUAGUCAAUAUGACUCCCACCUAAACAUAGGGAGUUUUACGACCUAAAUUAUACCAUCAUCCAUCAUACCGCAGGUUGGAGCAUGUCUACUAAACAGCGAUCAAUUGGUAUCGGCUAGUACUAAAACUAGCUAGAAAAAGCCAAUGGGAGAAGACUUGUCAACAAAAUCCAAUAAUAAAGCCUUCAGAAGUUGUAACUCCGCUAUUAAAAACAAUCCAACAGACCAUUUCCUCUGCCAUAGGUGAAAUCUCCUUUCUUCAAGUCUAAAUGGGUGACUUUUUGUCCUUUAGACAGUCCAAUAAAUGCACAGAGGUGCAGGAUGCAGGGAGAGAGUUAACUUAAAAGCAAUGUAUCAUGUUUUAACACACAUGUUUAAACACUUAUUCUAUAAAAGUUUUUUAAUUUAAUUUUUUUUAAUGAGGACCUUUUCUGUAUUCUUUUUCUAAUAUCAUUGCUAUGAACUGUGCAGAGUGUUCCCUCCAUUGGUUACAUUUUCCCCACAGGGUCCUGUUCAGAGUCACCUCAGACGACCGCUCACUGUCCUCUGGUUGUUUCAUCAAACAAGAGCCUUCUUCCCUGCUGGGAUCUCCUACUCAUUACAGUCCCAGUGGAUCGUCUGAUACAAGUGGUUCAUUUAGCUUGGGUGGCACUCUGUGUGGACUGGACUCUUUCUUGUGCAGCAGCCACAAACAUUUUGACCUCUUCGAGCAGUCUCAGUCCCCUGCCAUGUGUGAGUACACCCUGGGUGCUGCACCCAGGAAGUUGUGUUUGGUCUGCGGAGAUGUGGCGUCUGGGUACCAUUAUGGUGUGGCAUCCUGUGAAGCAUGCAAAGCUUUCUUCAAACGUACCAUCCAAGGUAGAGUCUGGCAUGAGUGUCUAGCAAUCCUUAUUCUCAGAAAUAGAAUAUCCUAUAGCACUAAGUUGAUCAGUCUUCUUUCUAUUAACAUUUCUGAUCAAUCCAUGGCUGCAGUGGAAACACAAUAUGGUUUCUUCACAAACUUGUAGAGAUUUGACAAGGGAAUUGCACAAUUGUAGAGCAAAAUGAGCCUUAUUAGGACAUAUCUCCAGUACCAAAAUUGUGACCUAAAAUUAUGAAUUCCAUUGUCAGUCCUCUACAGUUUCUGGCUGAGUGAUAUAAACCCAUCAGAGUCUAGCUCAGAGUCAGAGAUAAUUUUACAUGAUGUUCAGGGUGGACUGCGUUGGCUUUAAAACUCUGGAGACAAAAUAAGAGCAAAAUUUUGAUAAUGUUGCCAUCUUCUGUAAAUAGCAAAUGUCAAGAUUAUAGGGAUGAGGUAUCAUGUCUUCCUCGAAGAUCUCAAGAGAGUUGGUUUUAUUGUAAUGUAAAUUUCCUGAAUUGUAAAGAGGAUUAGGUAAAAGCUGCAAGUCUAAGUGAGCCCUAACCUAAGAGUCCAUUGACGUAUAGAAAGAGAGGAAAAUUGCUGUCUAACUCGUGCCCUACAUUAAAGAUUUACUGAUACAAGUGUAAAGGUUUUCAUGUCUAUGAAAUUUCAAUGUGUCUUGCCUGUGGGUUUCAGAAGGUCUUUAAGCCAUUUCCUCCCUAUUCUAAAACAUCCCACAUGCAACAACACACAUAAAUACAAAGCGGUCAUGACACCUUAAGUAACACGUUAAUACUCCCCAAUUGUUAGGUAACAUUGAGUACAGCUGCCCUGCCUCGAGACAGUGUGAAAUAACGAAGCGGAGGAGAAAGUCUUGCCAGUUUUGUCGCUUUAACAAAUGUUUGAAUGUUGGGAUGUUGAAGGAAGGUGAGAUGUCAGCCUGCGGGCCAUGGACUGGGACUCUGCUGACAGUGGCUUUUCCCUGACACAUGGUAACACGGUCUAUCCCACAGGGGUGCGUUUGGACAGAGUUCGAGGUGGGAGACAAAAAUACAAGAGACGUCAGGAAUCUGAAAAUAAUGUUUUCCAUGGAAUACAGAUUCCCCCAGGAAAAACAAGUAAGUAGAUAUACAAUCUUCAAGGAACACACACUCAGCUUAUUGAAUUUGUUAUGGGAGCAAGAGUGUUCAGGCCCCCUCUUAUCUUCAGGAGUUAAAGUUUUUUUCCAAUGGUUUAACCCCAAAUUUGGUCCCCCACACCCAACACUGCUACGCCAUGACUUUCUUCUGUCUACCACAGUAUCAGAAAGGUUUUUCUGGGGGGGAGCUGACUGCCUAUCACUGGCCACCUAUUGAAAUAAAUAUUUCUCUACUAAAAUUAGUAAAAUUUUAAAGUUCACAGUCUUUUACCUAGCAAUAUGCAUCCUCUUCUGCUACGUUUUCACUGUCAAAAGCUGUAUUGGCUUUAAAAGGUACAUUCCAGGCUAGAUAUGACCCUCUGUUUAUAUAACGUUAUGGCGAUAACAACACUUGAUUUCAACCCUUACAUGUUUUUAGUUAAAAGGAUUGUGUCAUACCUGUUGAUGGCAGAGCCGGAGAAGAUCUAUGCCAGGCCGGACCCAGCCAUGCCAGACAGUGAUAUUGCGGCUCUUACUAUCCUUUGUGACCUUGCAGACCGUGAACUUGUGGUCACUAUUGGCUGGGCUAAACACAUUCCAGGUGAGGAACCUUCAAAAUAUCCCAUUAUAACCCUGUAUUGAGCCCUGAGAUAUUCUAAUCGAUGUUUAAUGAAUUCUUUGAAAUGUGUUCGUUAUUCUAAAUCCAUUAAAAUGCACAGGUCCUUGCAGAAGGUAGCCCAUUUGUUAAUGGCAGGACAUCAAAGGCAGAUGUGGGGUAUCUUCCAUACACUUUCCAGGCAGUAAAAUAUAUUUUAGUUAUCCAAAAUAAACAUUUAUUCUAAUUUUCUAAUUAUAAACUGACAAACAUGGGUGACAGGGUAGGAGGACCAUUGAGCAUGACCCCCAAUGGGCCUGAUAAACAAUGAGAAGGAAGUCGUUUAGUUAUGCAAGUACUCUCAUUCAUACAAAGAAAAAAAAUGAACAGCUUAUCACAAUAGUGGGAUCUGUCAGGUACUGAACAGGAAAUUUUAGGCUAUUGCAGUGGACAUGGGAAAAUAGCCGGGAUGUAGUAUUUUUUCCACUUAGGCUAUUUUUGGCAAUUCCAGGUUUAAUGUAUAACCCUGAUGCAUUAAACGAACAGGAAUGUGGCUUCUAUGUGCACGAUGAAUAACAAUGUUUUGUUCAUGAAUUAAGCUGCCUAUAUCCUUGUAUGACUGUAUUUGUUGAACAGGCACUCUCAUAUAAGGCUUGACAGCGCGCCUAUGUGUGCAACCAUUUACAAUCUGUACUAUAUAGUUAGACAUUUUUUAUACUUUUAUACACAUACAAAUGUUUGAGAAUGUGAGGAGAAGCAUCUUUGUGGGUGAAUGUAUUUUGUUUGUUUUGGAAACAGAGUUCUGCUAGGCGCUCUGGUUUAUUUUAGUGCAAAGAGUAUAUCUUGUGUGCAUAUGGCACAUAUCUUAUAAAACAUUAGACAUAUGGCAGGGAUGAAUGUGUGGAGUUCAGAGACUACAGACAGAGUACAUAGUAUAAACCAUGUGUAUAGAGAGGCAGAGUACAUUAUAAACUAUGUUCAUAUGGGAAGGGCAUAUUAGAAAUUAUGCGCAUAUGAUGGAGAGGUAGUUACGAACUGUAAAGCAAGCACACCGCAGGGUAAAACGUACCAGGAAAGGUUAAAGGAUCUUAACAUGUAUAGUUCGGAGGAAAGAUGAGACGGGGGAAUAUUAUAGAAACAUUUAAAUACAUAAAGGGAAUCAAUACAGUAAGGAGGAGACUAUAUUUAAAAUAGAAAAAAAAGAGGACAUAGUCUUAAAUUAGAGGGGCUAUAAAUAAAAAUAAUCAGAAAUUAUUACUUUACAGAGAGGGAAGUGGAUGCAUGGAAUAGCCUUCCAGCUGAAGUGGUAGAGGUUAACACAGUGAGGGUGUUUAAGCAUGCGUGGGAUAGGCAUAAGGUUAUCCUAACUAUAAAAUAAGACCAGGGAUUAAUGAAAGUACCUUAAUUACUUGAAUCUAAUGUGCAGCUCAAUUUUUGAAACCUGGAAGCUGAAAAAUGUUUUUGCUGGCAAAUGUAAUGCGCAUUUAUAUAAGAAGAUACUACUAUACAGCAUUGUGCUACAAUAAAAAUGUUUAUUGCCAUAUACCAUAGUAACAUUGAUGGCAUUUCAAUUUUAGUGGUACAUGUUCAGCCUAUUCUUUCUUAAUCCCUCUUUCAGGAACUAAAUUUGCCCGUGUGGAUUCACCUGUGUGAAUUUGCCAGAAUGCAAUUCGAAUUUCGACCCCAACGUAAUGUGCCAUCAAAUCUAAUGCACAUUUAAAUUUUGUAAACGUUAUUUUCCAAAAAAGUUGCGCUUAUGAUUUGAGUAAAUACGGUAUUUUAGAAAUUGGGAAGACUAGAUGGGCCGAACAGUUCUUAUCUGUAGUCACAUUCUAUGCUUCUAUGUAAUUGUGCCUUCCCAUUGUGCAUGGUGUAGGUUUCUCCUCAUUGUCCCUUGGGGAUCAGAUGAGUUUACUGCAGUCAGCUUGGAUGGAGAUCUUGCUGCUGGGAGUUGUAUUCCGCUCUCUGCCCUAUCAGAACCAACUGGUGUAUGCCGAGGAUUAUAUCGUGGAUGAAACCAGGUCACGCGUGAGUGGCUUACGGGAUCUUUACCCGUGCACGCUCCAGCUGGUACAGAAAUACCGCAAACUACGUGUGGACAAAGAGGAGUAUGUGACACUGAAAGCCAUAGUGCUCACUAACUCAGGUAUAGAUGUUCAAAGUGGCCUUUAUUCAUAUCAUGGUGAAUUGUAGCGAAUUGAAAACAGAAUUGCAAAUUAUAGGACAAAAUAGCAAAGUUGAUUAAAAAUAUCCAAUUCGACUAUAGUUACAGCUUGACUAUUUUAGCAUGGGUUUUGCAAUUCAGCUUUCACUUCACUACAAUUAACUGUUUAGAAAGUAAACCAUAAGGGUUGUUUUUCUGUAGAAUAUAGAGAGGUAAGACAAACAGACCCUACCCCUCUAUAACGGAUUCAUUUACUGCUCCUACCAAACUGCCCACAUUCCAUGUAACCCUCUCCUUUUGAGAAACACAUAUGCACUGUAUAUAACUCCCUCUCUUACCGUGUACACACAGCUCCUACACCACCACGCACUACUCACUACUCACUAACCUCUUCAACUGAGCCACACACUACUCAUACCCACCACACAUUACUAGUACUCCACACACUGCUCCUAGGGAUUGACCGAUUUUCGGUCUGGCCGAUAUUAUCGCCCAAUAUUCUGAAUUUUCGGCAGUAUCGGUAUAGGCCUAUAAAGAUAUCGAUAUUGCAGACCAGGGCCGCCUUCAUCAGGGCAUGACAGCCAAGAUGGCGGUCCUGGGGGGCCCACAGCACACUCUUACUUACCUUCCCAGCAGCUCCCUUCAGCUCCCCUGUCUAACUCGCGAGAACAGGGGAGCUGCUGGGAAGGGAAGUAAGAGUGUUGCUGGGCCCCCUCUGCACAGUCCAUGACACCGGACCACCAGGGAAUGCCAUCUUCCUCCCCUCCCUAGCCAGGUAAGAAGCAGGGAGGAGGAAUAAAACGAAAUGUAAAGAAAAAUUAAAUAGGUUUUUAAAAAAAUUUAAAAUAUAAAAAUGCUGUUAUUAGCACACAAGCUCUCACUCACCAGCCCUGACCCUGUUAUUAGCACACAAGCUUUCACUCACCAGCCCUGACCCUGUUAUUAGCACACAAGCUCUCACUCACCAGCCCUGACCCUGUUAUUAGCACACAAGCUUUCACUCACCAGCCCUGACCCUGUUAUUAGCACACAAGCUCUCACUCACCAGCCUUACCCUGUUAUUAGCACACAAGCUCUCACUCACCAGCCAUGACCCUGUUAUUAGCACACAAGCUUUCACUCACCAGCCCUGACCCUGUUAUUAGCACACAAGCUCUCACUCACCAGCCUUACCCUGUUAUUAGCACACAAGCUCUCACUCACCAGCCAUGACCCUGGUAUUAGCACACAAGCUCGCACUCACCAGCCCUGACCCUGUCAUUAGCACACAAGCUCUCGCUCACCAGCCCUGAACCUGUUAUUUGCACACAAGCUCUCCCUCACCAGCCCUGACCCUGUUAUUAGCACACAAGCUCUCACUCACCAGCCCUGGCCCUGUUAUUUGCACACAAGCUUUCACUCACCAGCCCUGACCCUAUUAUUAGCACACAAGCUCUCACUCACCAGCCUUACCCUGUUAUUAGCACACAAGCUCUCGCUCACCAUCCCUGACCCUGUCAUUAGCACACAAGCUCUCGCUCACCAGCCCUGAACCUGUUAUUUGCACACAAGCUCUCCCUCACCAGCCCUGACCCUGUUAUUAGCACACAAGCUCUCACUCACCAGCCCUGACCCUGUUAUUAGCACACAAGCUUUCACUCACCAGCCCUGACCCUGUUAUUAGCACACAAGCUCUCACUCACCAGCCUUACCCUGUUAUUAGCACACAAGCUCUCACUCACCAGCCAUGACCCUGUUAUUAGCACACAAGCUUUCACUCACCAGCCCUGACCCUGUUAUUAGCACACAAGCUCUCACUCACCAGCCUUACCCUGUUAUUAGCACACAAGCUCUCACUCACCAGCCAUGACCCUGGUAUUAGCACACAAGCUCGCACUCACCAGCCCUGACCCUGUCAUUAGCACACAAGCUCUCGCUCACCAGCCCUGAACCUGUUAUUUGCACACAAGCUCUCCCUCACCAGCCCUGACCCUGUUAUUAGCACACAAGCUCUCACUCACCAGCCCUGGCCCUGUUAUUUGCACACAAGCUCCCACUCACCAGCCCUGACCCUGUUAUUUGCACACAAGCUCUCCCUCAUCAGCCCUGACCCUGUCAUUAGAACACAAGCUCUCGCUCACCAGCCCUGACCCUGUUAUUAGAACACAAGCUCCCACUCACCAGCCCUGACCCUGUUAUUAGCACACAAGCUCUCACUCAGCUCUUGUUUCAGACUCUGCCCACAUUGAAGAUGUACAUCGAGUACAGAAUCUGCAGGACUGUCUCCAGGAAGCUUUGCAAGAUUAUGAGAACAUUCAACAUGCAAACGAAUCUCACAGAGCUGGGCAGCUCCUGCUCACGCUUCCCCUUCUGCGUCAAACUGCCAUGCGAGCUGUGCAGCACUUCCAUGCAGUGCGGGCUCAGGGCAGAGUGCCAAUGCACAAACUUUUCCUGGAAAUGUUAGAUGCUAAAGUAUGA
This is a messenger RNA of Pelobates cultripes (western spadefoot toad), 34668 nucleotides long. The record is from the annotation of a GenBank genome assembly. Lineage: Eukaryota; Metazoa; Chordata; Amphibia; Anura; Pelobatidae.